AUGAAUUAUCUUCUUGGAGCUUUCAAGCCUGCAUGCAAUGUCCUCAUCUCGUUUACGGAUGGAAAAAACCGAAAGCAGGUUCCAUUUAAAAAAGAAAAUGGCCAGUCAGUUACCGUCCCUCUUUUCCACAGUCAAGAAAACAUUGCUGGAAAGAUUACAAUAGAACCAAUGCAAGGGAAGAAGAUUGAUCACAAUGGCAUAAAAGUUGAGCUCCUUGGACAAAUAGAGAUGUAUUUUGACAGAGGGAAUUUUUAUGACUUUACUUCCCUUGUACGUGAACUAGAUGUUCCUGGAGAAAUUUAUGAAAGGAAAACGUAUCCAUUUGAAUUUUCUACUGUUGAAAUGCCAUAUGAGACAUACAAUGGGGUGAAUGUGAGGCUUAGGUAUGUCUUGAAAGUUACCAUUAAUCGCGGUUAUGCGGGAAGCAUAGUUGAGUACCAGGAUUUUGUGGUUCGCAACUAUUCUCCACUUCCACAGAUUAAUAACAGCAUCAAGAUGGAAGUUGGAAUAGAAGAUUGUCUGCAUAUUGAAUUUGAGUACAACAAAAGCAAGUAUCACCUGAAAGAUGUUAUCAUUGGAUCAGGGACAAACACCCAUGUGGAGACAGAAACGUUGGCUAAAUUCGAGUUGAUGGAUGGUGCUCCUGUCAGAGGUGAGUCAAUACCGAUCAGACUGUUCCUCAGUCCUUACGAGCUGACACCAACUCAUCACAACAUUAAUAACAAAUUCAGUGUGAAGUAUUUCUUGAAUCUUGUGUUGGUUGAUGAAGAGGACAGACGGUAUUUCAAGCAGCAGGAAAUCACAAUGUAUAGGCUGGAGGAAACUUCUUGA
Messenger RNA from Vicia faba (fava bean), 831 nucleotides. Lineage: Eukaryota; Viridiplantae; Streptophyta; Magnoliopsida; Fabales; Fabaceae. The record is from the annotation of a GenBank genome assembly.